This is a messenger RNA of Bemisia tabaci, 5686 nucleotides long. RefSeq names its product Surfeit locus protein 4 (gene Surf4). The record is from RefSeq and is a predicted model, not a curated record. Gene Ontology annotation, cellular component: membrane; endoplasmic reticulum-Golgi intermediate compartment; endoplasmic reticulum. Gene Ontology annotation, biological process: Golgi organization. Lineage: Eukaryota; Metazoa; Arthropoda; Insecta; Hemiptera; Aleyrodidae.
UUCUUCCCCGAGUUGACAGGUUAACUUCACUGACACCUUUUCUUCCACAUCAUCUAAUCAAUCUGGUCUAAUUUUUAAUUCCACCUUUUUUUAAUUUCUCUACUUCGGAAGAGCCUGCCAUCAGUUUGCCAGUGUGUCACACUGGCCCCUCCAAUUGUUAUUAUUUUGGCCUGAACAUGGUUUAUAGUGCAAUGGAUCAAGUUGUGCCAAAUGAAUACCUCCGGAAGGCUGAGGAUUUUGCUGACUUGGUUUAUAAGAAGACAAAAGUAUUCCUUCCAACUGCUUCAAGACUGUGUCUCAUCUCAACUUUCAUCGAAGAUGGUUUGCGAAUGUACUUCCAGUGGACACAGCAAAAGGAGUAUAUGGACAUGUCAUGGGGUUGUGGCAGCUUUCUAGCAACUCUUUUUGUAUUCAUCAAUCUAGUUGGUCAAUUAGGAGGCUGUGUUUUGGUUAUAGUUCAGAAGCAAGUCCCUGCUGCGUGUGGUGUGCUCUUUUUCAUCGUAGUUUUACAGACUUUUGCGUAUGAUAUUCUCUGGGAUCUGCAUUUCCUAUUGCGUAAUCUAGCUUUAAUUGGUGCUCUACUCCUCGUUCUGGCUGACAGCAAAGCUGAAACAAGGACAUUGCUGGCUGGUGUUCCAACAUUAGAUACGAAUAAACCUAAAAAUUAUCUCCAGCUUGGAGGAAGAAUUCUUUUGGCUUUCAUGUUCAUUACCCUAAUUAGAUUAGAAAUCUCAUUUUUCCAAAUUUUGCAAGACUUAUUUAGCUCUGCAUUAAUGAUUUUAGUAAUGAUUGGCUAUAAAACAAAGCUAAGUGCUUUGCUGCUGGUUGGGUUCUUAUCAUUCCUCAACUUUUAUCAUAAUGCUUGGUGGAAUGUUCCAUCUUACAAACCUCUCCGAGAUUUCCUAAAGUACGACUUUUUCCAGACGUUUUCUGUGGUUGGUGGUUUGUUAAUGAUAGUGCUACGUGGUCCGGGUGGUGUGUCAAUGGAUGAACACAAGAAAGAUUGGUAGAGGCUACAAUUAAAGGAAAUCAAGUCUGAAGAACUCCUACCAAAAAACUGCUACUUCUCUCGAAUUGCUCCUCUUCGCUUUGUCUCCGUAAGCGUCCAAAUACUUCUUAUAUUUAGGAUUUUAAUUUUAUAAAGGAGUUUAUUUUCUUAAAGAUGAAUUAUUGUACUGUGUUUCAGAGCUGUUUUUUAUAAUCAUAUUUUGUUCUUUAAACUCAGAUUUGCCCUCCAUCCCAUCUUUUUUAUUGCACAAUCUAGGCAAUUUUAAACUUUUACUUGCAGUCCAAUUUUAGAUGUUCCCUCGAGUAUUUCGUGAAUAUGCGAAUUCCUCUGUGACUGUGCUCAAUUCAGGAGCAAAGGUCUACGUUAUCUGUCCCGGUUUACAGAAUUUUUUACUCAGGUUUGCCGAUCUCCUACCCAUGCGUAUUUCAAAUGUUAACAAGAAACCACAUCCAUUAAUAAGUGCUAUUCUUAAUUGCACCAUAAGUUCUGAAUCCAUUGAUAAAACUCUUGUCAAGGGAUUUAUAAUGAGCUAAGUUUUCUUAAUUUCUCAAAAACAAUUUGUAGGUUUGGCAAUCAGUAUGCGACCAGUAUAUGAGGUAGGGGAAUAUUUUUGAGACGGCUCCGGAAAAAUUCUUUUUCUGAGUGUCUUGUUGGUCGCAAACGAAAACAGAAUUAAGUACAAUUGAAAGGAUUAAGAAUAAGCUUUCAAUUACAGGUCCGGAAUUUUUGAGCUUCAAUAGCUUUUAAGAAUUAAAACUUAUUGAUUGAUUUAAACUAAUUGAUAAAACUUACUUUUUUUUUUCUAAUGAUCCAUGCAGACCCUUCAAGAAAUCUUGCUCGAAAUAGAUUUUAUAAUCUUUUGGUGCUGGAUUCAAAGUUAUUCCCAAACAGUAAUGUUUUUCUGGGAGACCCAUGUUAUUUACAUCAUAAUCAAGGCAGUAUUAAGGUGACAUCUAUUUCAAAGGCCUUCUUCAACCUCAUACAGUAAUAAUGUAAAUCAUAUGAGUCUUUCUGAAGAAAUAAUUUGUUCAUGGACUAUGAUAGCUAUCAUGAUCGGUUUCAACACAUUUUUUACUUUCAUGCCCUACCAAACUUCUAUGUCUUCCCCUCUUUCUACUAUAUUUUUUAUACAGCCUAGAGGUUUGGCUUUUACGGAUCGUAUAAAUAGUUAUAACAAGAUAUUUAUGUGGAAUGGUGCAAUCUCUUCUUCUUGGAUGAUACUGAGAUGGAAAAAAAUUAAAUUCCCUAUGUUCGCUGGGAAAUCCAGGGUAGCCCAAAUAUUAAUUCUUCAGUCAUCUACGUCAAUUUUACCCGAGUCUGCUUUAAGUUUGGAACCAAGUGAACUCCCCUGAGAAAGAGAAAUUAAUAUGAGGCCCUUCCUUUCAGUUUGAGCAAAUUCAGUGGUAUGUAAGAACAACUUAACAUGGCUUGAGUACCUUUAAGAUUUUGAGAGCAUAUUCCAAGACUUUGGAACAUGUGCUGGAAUGAAUGCUGCCUUGAGUGAUAGUGAUAUUCCUUCCUCUAUCAAGUCUACUUCUAUAGAUCCUGCAUCAAGGUGAUGACAUAUGUUCCAUCGACAACAGAACUGUUGUCAUUAGCUUUCACAGAUUGCAGUAUGCACCCGGUGUACACCUCAAAACAAAUGUGGCAUGCCCCUUGUUUCGGACUCUAUAUGCGCUAUCUGGCUGAUGGAAUGAAUUUUGAAACAUAGAAUAUAUUUUCCAUUCUAAGCAAAACUUAAACCCAAGUAAACGAAUCUAAUAUCUGUUUAUUGUGUAUCAGUGUUCGACAUGGACAACAUCUCCAAUACUUACAUCAUCCCUCAUCUAUACAUUGUCUCUGGUGUCAAAACCACUUAAGAUCUCUCUCAUAACAAGGGAAGGCAGUUUUCUGUAAUUUAAUUUUUAAUUCUAUUAAGUUUAUCGUGUGACAAUUCAUUUUGUCUAUUUGACAAUUUAAUUUUUAAUUUUAAUCAUCUUAGAUGUACGUACGUUCUUGCUGUUAUUGACAGCUGCCAAAUUUUGUUAGCUUUCUAAAAUGUAUUCUCACAAAUAACCGGAUUCUGGUUCUCUCUUUAAAGUUUUGCAUGUCUAUUUACAUAUUAUGUGAAUGAGUAGGUGAUAGCAACUGUCCUUUAUCAGUAAAAUAUUCAUUUUCCAUGCCUGGAGGUCAGUAAAUACUUAUUGUCUGCCCCAGUUUACUUUUAUUUGGCACACUCAUGCAUAGAGAAAACUAGUAUUAGUCUUGAAGUACAUCAAUGGCUAAAGAAGAAAAAUGCAAGUCACUAACUGCAACUUUGGGAAUCUCUAUUUUUGUUUAAUUUUUUCCAGAGAAAAUUCACCAACAGAAUGAGACAAUGGCAAAGAAGUUUUACAGGAUUAAUGUAAAAUUUUGUGAAAAAACAAAAACAUUUAUUAAAUAGUUCAAAAAAGCACUUCUGAGGUGAAAAAAAGCUAAUUAAAAUCUGACUAACCAAAAGCUGACAGUCGAGUUGAUAUAGCAGUGCGAAACCUGAAACUGAGCUCAGCCAAUCAGCAAAAGCUGUUGCCCCGCUUUGUUACGUCAUCAGAGCCCCCCCUCUCCCAAAUAUCGUUUUAAACUGAUCGCAUUUUUGGCAUUUUCAAAACGGAUUCUCUUUGCUAAUUUGAGUUUUUAAAGAUAGAAUUCCUAGAAGCUCGGUUUACUCCGUACUUUAAAAAAAUGGGUGCCACUGGCCCAUUUCUUGACAGCUCCUGCAAAUUGUUCAAAAAUAUUCACAGAAAGUUGCAAGGAGAAAUUUAGGUUAGUGUUCUUAUAGUCUGUUUGUGUUUCCAUAAUCAGAGAUUCUUAAAUGUCGAGAAUAUUCGAAAUUUUUCGACUUAAUCUAUCGAUGUGUGUUCUCCUUGAAACUUUUGGAGCCUGUGAAGUUUGCUUAUCCAUAUAGCAGUGCGUUCAUAGUUCAUGUUUGUACAAAUGAGGCAAUCGUAGAAGUCAUUAGGUUGAAAAUAUAAUGAACCUUUUAUCUUUCUGCCUUUAAUUUGCUUUAAAUAUGCUCAUAGUACAAUGACGUAGCCUCAGAAGUGUUUUUGUGGUCUCAAAAGUCCCUUGAUGUGGCCUUUUUUUGCCAUUUUGGCAUAAAUAUUACAUUCCUGUCAACGUUACACCUUUGCCUCUCCAGAAUCAUCGUAAUAUAUAGGAACUGAAUUUUUUUUUUUUUUUUGUAUGAAGAAACUGCAAAGUGUCACUAUGAUGCUGUUUAAUAUCAUUUCUCAGAGUUUCUGAACAAGUAUAAAUCUCCAUUGGUUGUUAAAACUGUGACUAGGACUGGAACUGCAGAUUUUCUCUUGCCUCAUAAUGAUAAAGUGAAUUCGGCAGGUAGAAUUGUAAUGCGUAAAUUCAAUAUCGAUGAAUGGUAAAGAUACAAUUCUUUAUUAUUUAAAAAAAUACCUGUCAAAACAGAUAUAACCAUGAGGCAGUAGAUCGUGGAUACCACCUUACGCACCACGCCUGGACCACUACCUGACAUUUGAUUGACGAAUUGAAUGGAUAACUGGAACAGAAUUAAGAGAAAAUCGGAGAAUUGGAAGACCUUUUUGUUUUCCUGGACUACCAUCCAUGCCAAAGAGACAAAAGUUGAAAAUUACCAUCAGCAGCUUUGUUGCUGGUUGCACAGUACUUGGAAUCAAACACAAGAGGACAGUGUGUGAAAACACCUUUAAUAAGUGAAGUAAUUUCACCAUUUGGUUGGGUUCUUCGUCUUCAAGCACACUUGUAUCUCUGAAUAAACUAGCUCAGCAGCCAUUGCUCCUCCUUUCCAAAGCAUUUAAACUGAAAUCGGUCAUUACAGGGGGACAGGUGAUUGAUUCUCCCUUUUAACCAUCAAAUUAGUGCAAUUGAAUGAGUAUUUACUGUUACACUUAGUUUUCUCUUUCCUUUUUAAAAAUGUAUGUACAAUUAAGAUGAAAGGACUGUUUUUCAAUUUGUUUAUAUAGUUUGUUUUAUUUUUUAUUUUUAAGGUAAAAUCCACAAAUUGUUUUAAUUUAAGAGGUAAUGACUGCAGUAACAGCAUUUCUUGGAAUAUAUUCUUUUCAGGUCCGUGCACUUUAACAAUUGAUUUAUGUCCGCAUCAAUGGAGUUGGCCAAAUCAUAUUCCAUUGUUAUUAUUUUUCUUCCUUUUUUUGUAUCCUCAAUAACACUGUAUGGUUUACAUCUUAACUUAAGAGGAAUUUUAGUUGCUUCUCAAUCCGAUAAAAAAUGCUGUGUUGAGCAUAGUAAAUAAAGAACGGAUAAAGUUCAAAUUUUGAAGGCAGUUAAAAAAGGGAGGUUUACACAGGUGUAUUCAAGGUAGAAAAGAUAUUUCUGCAGAAAUGCUAUUGCUGGAUCCAGCGCUUCUUUUCCAUUUAGAGAACCAGCUUGAAUUUUUGCAUCUGCUCAAGUCUUAUAUCUUAAUUUAUCAGAUUUUCUCUCAUAUUUCUUAAUUAAAGGAAAUCAUUUGCUGCUCUCUCAUGAUCUGUAAUACAUUUCUCUUUUUUCUUCUUCUUUCUUUCUUAAUGUGUACAGCAAAACUGUUGAAUAAAUAAAAUUUUAACGAAGUAAAAGUUAAUUAUUAAACAUAGUAAGUAAUCGGGUUAUGUUUCAUAUGAUGUCCCUCAGUUAUUAGGUUUCUUACUUUAAUUAAAAUUCUAGCAAUGUUAAGUA